Trichechus manatus latirostris (Florida manatee) is the source of this 2034-nucleotide messenger RNA. RefSeq names its product kinesin family member 2B (gene KIF2B). The transcript has a single exon. Lineage: Eukaryota; Metazoa; Chordata; Mammalia; Sirenia; Trichechidae. Gene Ontology annotation, biological process: microtubule-based movement. The record is from RefSeq and is a predicted model, not a curated record. The coding region runs from base 1 to 2034 and encodes 677 amino acids. Gene Ontology annotation, molecular function: microtubule binding; ATP binding; microtubule motor activity.
AUGGCCAGUCAGGUCUGUCUCCCACUUGCCCCGCGCCUCUCGCCCCUGAAACCCUUAAAGCCACACUUUGGAGAUGUCCAAGUGGGCAUCUGCGUGGCAAUAAAACGCAGCGACGGGCGGAUCCACCUUGCUGUGGUCACAGAGGUCAACAGAGAAAACGCUUGGGUCACGGUAGAGUGGGUGGAGAAAGAAGUCAAAAAAGGCAAGAAGAUUGAUCUAGAGACCAUAUUCCUGCUGAAUCCAGCGCUGGUUUCAGCUAAACACCCCAUGCUGCCUAAGCCAUUGUCCCCUUUGUCUCUAGCGCCCCCUUCUGCCAUCGGAGAUCAGCGUAUGGCCACGCGAUGGACCGCGUUGAUCCCCCAGAAAAAUGAAACGCCCUCAGGGGACAGCCUGGCCGUGGGGGUUCCCAGCAACCCUUGCCUGAUGAAACGGAAAAAGUCAACUUGCGUGCGAGAAAUCGAGAAACUGCAGAUGCAGCGGGAGGAACGCAGGCGGCGGCAGUUAGAGAUUCGAGCCCAGCGUGCUCACGAUGUCAACACGGGAAACCGCAACUCCGAGAUCAUACGCAUGAUCGAGGAGUACCGCCGGCACCUGGACAGCAGCAAGAUGUCUGGCCUGGAGCCCCUGGCAGACCACCGGAUCUGCGUCUGCGUGAGGAAACGGCCUCUCAACCAGAGAGAAACCAUCAUGAAGGACCUGGAUAUCAUCACUAUCCCCUCAAACAACGUAGUCAUGGUACACGAGUCCAAGCAGAAGGUGGAUCUCACCCGCUACCUGGAGAACCAGACCUUCUGCUUUGACCAUGCCUUUGAUGACACCGCCUCCAACGAGUUAGUGUACCAGUUCACUGCUCAGCCGCUGGUGGAGUCCAUCUUCCGGAAGGGCAUGGCCACCUGCUUUGCCUAUGGGCAGACGGGCAGCGGAAAAACGCACACCAUGGGUGGAGCCUUUUCAGGCGGGGAUCGAGAUUGCUCUAAAGGCAUCUAUGCCCUGGUAGCGGAGGACGUUUUCCUCCUGCUCAAAAACCCCGCUUAUGAGAUGCUUGACCUCAAAGUUUAUGGGACAUUUUUUGAGAUUUAUGGGGGCAAGGUGUAUGACUUAUUGAACUGGAAGAAGACGCUGCAAGUCCUUGAAGAUGGCAAUCAGCAAAUGCAGGUAGUAGGACUGCGGGAACAGGAGGUGUGUUGUGUAGAGGACAUUCUAAACCUCGUGGAACUAGGGAACAGCUGCCGGACUUCUGGACAGACGUCUGUCAACGCCCACUCUUCCAGGAGUCACGCAGUGUUCCAGAUCAUCUUGAAGUCACAAGGGGAACUGCAUGGCAAGUUUUCCCUUGUUGACUUAGCUGGGAAUGAAAGAGGAGCAGAUACUGCCAAGGCCAAUCGGAAGAGGCAGCUGGAAGGGGCGGAGAUUAACAAGAGUCUUCUGGCUCUCAAGGAAUGCAUCCGGGCUUUGGGUCAGAAUAAGCCUCAUACUCCAUUUAGAGCCAGCAAACUCACACAGGUGCUUCGGGACUCCUUUAUAGGCCAAAACUCCUCCACUUGCAUGAUUGCUACUAUCUCUCCAGGGAUGGCCUCUUGUGAAAACACUCUCAACACUUUAAGAUAUGCAAACAGAGUAAAAGAAUUAACUCUUGACGUCAGGCCCCACCAUCGUAGCCUCUAUCUGGUUGGACAUGAGGCACCAAAAAUGUUGGAAAAGCACACUAGUAAUUCAGAAAUGCCCCUUCAGACGGAUGAAUUUAUUAAAAUACCUUGUAUACAGAGUGGUAUACGGAGUGAGGAAGAGAAGAUUGAAGGAGAAAUGGAAACAUUAUCCACUCCUUCAAUGGAAAAUGCUAUGAUUUCGUGGAAGAAAUCCAACCAGUGGCCCAUGAACAUGCAAGAGACAGUGGAUGAGGUAAACCAUGAUGUUGAUUUUUGCAUUGCCCAGUUAUUGGUCAUUCUGGAUAAGAAAAUUGGUGUUCUGACUGAGGUUCAAAAGAAACUAAGAUUAUUACAGGCUGACUUCCGAAAGAAGAGCAAGGUAGAGUGA